UUGAGCGGUUCAGGCAUUAAACACCCAGCUUUCGCAGCUCGGAAAUCAUUCUGAGAAUGGCUUCCAUCUCUCUUUCUCGUUUCACUCUGGGCUUUUCAGGCCUCAACAACCCAUCCAUACAAAAACCCAGUAAUGAGCUUAGGAUGUUUACUCAUGUGUUUCCAAAGCCAAGCAGAAGAAGGCUGGAUUUAAUUGUUAGCAAGGCUUCAAUCACUGCACAACCUACUGAGAGGCGCAGAAAUAAUCAUCAUCCCAACUUGUGGGAUGAUAAUUUCAUAAACUCCCUUCCAAGAGCUUACGAGGGUCCUUGUUAUGUAGAACGCGCAAAGACACUGAUUAGAGAAGUGAAGGAGAUAUUUAAUGGGAUGUCGACUCAAAAUUCUUCUGUCCACGAACGCCUUUCAAUGGUGGACAAAGUUGAACGCCUUGGGAUCGAUCGGCAUUUCCAAAAGGAAAUAAAGGAGGCUCUUGAUUAUGUUUACAGGUAUUGGAAUGACAAAGGCAUUGCAAAUGGUGAAGGAGGUGCUUGCCCGGAUCUGAACACCACAGCCUUGGCACUUCGAAUUCUUCGUCUGCACAGAUACGACGUCUCUUCAGGUGUAUUGGAGAAUUUUAAAGGAAAAGAUGGUCAGUUCUUGAGCUCAUAUAGUCAAUCAAACAAAGAAAUAAAGACAAUUCUAAAUUUAUUUCAGGUUUCACUUAUUGCAUUUCAUGGAGAGAAAAUCAUGGAAGAGGCUAAAGCCUUUGCAACUAGAUAUUUAGAGCAAGUUCUCCCAAAGAUCAAUGGUUCUAAUCUUUCACGAGAGAUAGAAUUUAAUCUACACUAUGGUUGGCACACCAACGUGCCUAGAUUGGAAGCAAGGAAUUAUAUUGACAUAUAUGGAGCUGAAACUUCAUGGAUGACAUGUGAGAGCAACAAGAAGAUUUUAGAUCUAGCAAAGUUAGACUUCAAUAUGGUGCAAUCCAUGCAACAACGAGAACUUCAAAUACUUGCAAAGUGGUGGAAGGAGUCAGGUGUUCACCAGCUAACAUUUGCUCGAAACCGAUAUGUUGAAUUUUAUUUCUGGGCCGUAGGAGGGAGUGUAGAGCCAAAGGAUUCUGCUUUUAGAAUUGGAUUUGCAAAAAUUGGUUCUCUUGUAAUAGUUAUUGAUGAUAUAUAUGACACGUAUGGGACAUUAGAUGAACUCAAAAUCUUCGCAGAGGCCAUUGAAAGAUGGGAUCCAAGCUCCAUAGAUGGACUUCCUGAAUAUAUGAAAGUUGUGUUCAUCAUGUUUUAUAAUAUGGUGAAUGAAAUAACACAAGAGAUAAUCAAAACCCAAGGACGAGACACACUUGAUUAUGCUAGAAAUGCUUGGAAUAUUUUCAUCAAUUCUUACUUGCAAGAAGCGAAGUGGCUAGCUGCUGGUUAUAUACCAACUUUUGAGGAGUACAUGGAGAAUGGGAAAAUUAGUGGUGGUGCUAGAAUACUUAUCUUGCAACCUGUGUUAACAUUGGACACACUUCUUCCUCAGAACCUACUUCCAAAAUUUGAUUUUCCCUCAAGGUUCCUUGAUAUUAUGGGACACACAUUUCGGUUAAGCAAUGAUAUUAAUACUUUCAAGGUUGAAGCUACUAGGGGUGAGGAAGCUUCUUGUGUAAGAUGCUAUAUGAGAGAUAAUCCUAAUUCAACAGAAGAAGAAGCUUUGGAUUAUCUUAAUUCCUUCCAAGAUGAAUUAUUGAAAGAACUGAUGUGGGAAUAUUUGAAAAAGGACGGUGUACCGACAUACUCUAAAGAUCAUGCAGUUUCCUUGUCAAGAGGAAUUCAACUCUUUUACAAAGAGGGAGAUGGAUUUAGUGCUGCCACUAGAGAUAUAAGAGACCAUAUUUGGAAAACUUUGGUUCAACAUAUUACAAUGUGAUUUUGGGAUAUUGUUGAUUAAGUUGUGAGUUGUUGAAAGCUAUAUUAAAUAAGCUAAUAAUCUAUGUUAGUAUGAAUAUUCUUGGCCACUUACUAUAUAUGUAUUGUGUACUAAGUGAUGAUAAUAUGAAUUUUAUUAUGCUAGA
Cryptomeria japonica (Japanese cedar) is the source of this 2043-nucleotide messenger RNA. Its product is annotated as alpha pinene synthase, chloroplastic. Bases 57 to 1898 code for a protein of 613 amino acids. Gene Ontology annotation, biological process: diterpenoid biosynthetic process. The transcript is spliced from 10 exons. The record is from RefSeq and is a predicted model, not a curated record. Gene Ontology annotation, molecular function: terpene synthase activity; magnesium ion binding. NCBI's taxonomy places the organism in Eukaryota, Viridiplantae, Streptophyta, Pinopsida, Cupressales, Cupressaceae.